UGUUGUUGUAACUCCUUUAUCCUUCCCAGCAAACAAGAGAAAAUUGUAACCCACUGCUUCACACAAAAAUGGCCUCAACAACGGCCAUUGCGGCACUGACUCUUCACUGCUUCUCCAAAUCCAACACCCUUUCACCCUUCCGCACCCUCCCUCGCCUCACAUGCUCCUUCUCUUCUUCCAUCAAAUUCAACAUCUCCUUCGCCCCUCCCAACCCCAAGCCCAAACCCAACCCCAAGCCCACUCCCGAGCCCCAAACCGACGCCCCUAACGAGCCCGAUGGCCCGCUCCUCAUCCCGUGGAUCGUCCGCGGCGAGGACGGCAACCUCAGGCUCCAAUCCGAGCCUCCCCCGAGCUUCCUCAAGGCCAUGGCCACGGCCCAAACCGGAACCAAAAAGGACAAGAACCAAACCAAAACCACCGCCACCUCUAAGGCCCAAAAGCCUCGCGCGACGGCGCCGCCGCAGCAUUCCAAGGCGGCGCGGAGGUUCUACAACGAAAACAUCCGGAGCUCCUCCGCCGCGCGCCUCAGCAAGGUUCUCGCCGCUUCCGGAGUUGCGUCGAGGAGAAGCUGUGAAGAGCUUAUCUUCGAAGGGAAAGUUACUGUGAAUGGCUCCGUGUGUAAUACUCCUCAGACUAGAGUUGAUCCUGCGAAGGAUGUUAUCUAUGUCAAUGGAAACCGGCUUCCGAAGAGGCAGCCUAAGAAGGUUUAUCUUGCCUUGAACAAACCGAAAGGGUAUAUAUGCUCAUCUGGGGAGAACGAGUCUAAAUCUGUGAUAAGUCUAUUUGAUGAUUACUUAAAGAAUUGGAGUAAAAAACAUGCAGGAGUACCCUUGCCACGGUUAUUUACUGUAGGGCGCCUUGAUGUUGCUACUACUGGGUUAAUUAUUGUGACUAAUGAUGGAGAUUUUGCUCAAAAGCUUUCACAUCCUUCAUCUAAUUUAGCAAAAGAAUACAUUGCAACAGUUGAUGGUUUAGUUCACAAGAGGCACUUAAUAGCCAUAAGUGAGGGAACAACCAUUGAUGGUGUCCAUUGUGUACCUGAUGUUGUGGAGUUACUUCCACGUCAGCCAGAUAUGCAAAGAGCUCGUCUUCGCAUUGUGGUUCAUGAAGGGAGAAAACAUGAAGUUCGUGAACUUGUAAAAAAUGCUGGACUUGAGAUUCAUUCAUUAAAGCGAGUACGCAUUGGUGGGUUUAGACUUCCACCAGACCUUGGGCUAGGAAAGUAUAUCGAGUUAAAUCCAACGAAUCUAAACGCAUUGGGGUGGAAGAGUUAACAAAGUUGCUUCUUAAAUUAUUUGAGCUAGAAAUAUUCCUCAUUCUUAUUAAAAGAUUAGAACAGCUCUGAAGCUAUUAUGAAAAUGUUGGUGAACACGUUUGAUUUGAGCUGUUGAAUUGUUAUACCUGCUGCAUUGCUUGGAAGAGUUUAUGGAAUAGUGGCAGCGCACACUACUUUAUGGACAUGAAGCCAAUUUGAGGCUAUCGCAAUCAAGUAUCAACAUAUCUUUGUAGUCUAGAACUACUACUACUUAGAAGUGAUAUGACCUUUUCCAAUGAAAGUGAAGCCCGGGGAUUGCUGGUAUGUAAAAUGAUACAAGUUUAGCCAAGAGCGGUCUGUUCAGAUUAGAGGAUAUGUUGACUACCAAGGGAAAAAGUCCCUAAAAUAGAAACUGAAAUUGCAUGGGGAAAAAUUUCUCAAUGUAGCCUUAUUUGCUAUAUUUAAUGCAAAUAGUUUCCUUCAAUGCAUUUUCUGAUUUUCAGUA
Molecule: messenger RNA, 1760 nt
Organism: Cajanus cajan (pigeon pea)
Lineage: Eukaryota; Viridiplantae; Streptophyta; Magnoliopsida; Fabales; Fabaceae
Gene: SVR1
Product: pseudouridine synthase family protein
Biological process (GO): maturation of SSU-rRNA from tetracistronic rRNA transcript (SSU-rRNA, LSU-rRNA, 4.5S-rRNA, 5S-rRNA); plastid translation; pseudouridine synthesis
Cellular component (GO): chloroplast
Molecular function (GO): pseudouridine synthase activity; RNA binding
Source: RefSeq, a predicted model, not a curated record